Messenger RNA from Fraxinus pennsylvanica, 405 nucleotides. The record is from the annotation of a GenBank genome assembly. NCBI's taxonomy places the organism in Eukaryota, Viridiplantae, Streptophyta, Magnoliopsida, Lamiales, Oleaceae.
AUGGAUAGUGCUUUUUGGUUCAAAGGCUUAGAUCCAGACAAAUGGAAAAUUCACUUUAUUACUCUUGCUAUGGCUAGAAUUCCCAUUCUGACCUCUCAUUUUUCACCCUUUUGCCCAAAUCGCCGUAGACCUUUCAAUUCCAACUCAACAAAUUCUGAAGUGAUAUCAGGCGAAGAGGAGUAUGGGAGGUGGACACGGCCAUGGCGUAACGUACAAAGGCGUAACAUUGCACCAGCCCAAGAGGUGGCAUACUGUCACUGGCAAGGGCCUAUGUGCCGUCAUGUGGUUUUGGAUUUUGUACAGGGCAAAGAAAGAUGGUCCUGUAGUAUUGGGCUGGAGGCAUCCUUGGGAUGGCCACGAAGAUCAUCAUUAGGUUUCCGAUGGAGAGCCGAAAAUGAAAUAUGA